Molecule: messenger RNA, 2274 nt
Organism: Mycotypha africana
Lineage: Eukaryota; Fungi; Mucoromycota; Mucoromycetes; Mucorales; Mycotyphaceae
Product: Homeodomain-like protein
Exons: 1
Coding region: 212-2098 (628 amino acids)
Source: RefSeq, a predicted model, not a curated record
CAAGUGUUUCUUUCGCGUUUUUAUGUAUUUCACAAUUAAAAAAACUAUUGCCUAUGCAGCAAAUGUAAAUGACUGAUCUGCAAACAAAUCUGAGAUAACUACAAAAUGAUGGUGGGUUUGAAUUCAGCGGUUCCGAUAUCAAACAAUCUUGUGAAGCGAACAGGGCUACUUUUAAUGAUUCAAACGAAAGCUUCAACUUUGCUUUAUAUGAAUGCUUAAACGGUUUUCCUUACCGUGUGCACCAUCGCAAAAUUUUCUAUACAUUGUUAAACGCUUUGCCUCUAGUACACAACAGUGGAGCACGCAAGAAGACGAGAUUUUAAAGAACUUUGUUCAACAGAAUGGCAGAAAAUGGUCGCAACUUGUGAAUCACUGUCUCCCAACCCGAACUGUCAGUCAGUGUAAAUCUCGCUGGGAAAGCAAACUCGAUCCAGUUUAUAUCCGCGGGCCAUUUACGCACGAAGAAAAAGAAUUAGUUCGUAAGGGCAUAGAAAAAUUUGGAGAAGGAGAGUGGACGUUGAUUAGCCGACAUUUCCUACCUCAUCGUUCACCGCGCCAUAUAUCGUUUCAGUUGGAAGCGUUAAAGCAUGUUUCAAGCAAUAAGAAAGCAUGGACAAAGGAAGAGGAUGAUCUUCUACUCAAAGGCUUCGCGGAAUUUGGCCGACAAUGGACACAUAUAUCAAAAAAGUAUUUACCAGGGCGCACUAGAACACAACUAUGGGCUCGAUAUUCAACAAUUUUGAAGAUGAACUCGGAAUGGACGGAUAAUGAGCUGGAUUUAUUGUUAAAGAGGACAAUUACAUUGGGUCCAGACUGGGAAAAGGUAGCUGAGGGAAUCCCAGGAAAAACGCCAGACCAAUGUCAAUCUGUGUGGAAAAGCAAACUUGACCCUGAUGUAAAUCGUGAGAAGUGGUCGGAGGAGGAAGAACGUUUAUUUUGGGUAUUUUUGUAUAAAUAUGAAGGGAAUUUUAAGGAAGUACUGCCAAAACUAUCAUCUGGCAGGGACCUAAAACAAUUGUAUAAGAAGUUCCACUCGAUUGUUGGCACCGACCACGAAUUUCAGAUUUUAUACGGUGAGCUUAUCAAGCAACGGAAGUCCGAGAAUCGGCCAGCUUGGAGAGCCAGAAUGGCUAAACUAGUCUGUGAAUGGAUUGAUGCCGAUCUUAUUCUUCGAGAAACCUCCAAUAAAAGUCUAAUGUACCAGAAAGCUGGUUCUUGGGACAACAGCGAAGUGGAAAGACUACAGUCUGCGGUCGCAACAGUGAUGAACAAGAAAAAUUAUAUUCAUCGAGAUGAUUGGGUUGAUAUUGCAAAUAAAGUUUCUGGCCGAACAGUAGAACAAUGUAAAGCAAAAUACUCGCAUAUUAUAGCAAAGGAACACGCGUCACAAAAUGCCUGGACUGAAGAAGAGGAUCAGUUACUACAGACUUUAAUUGAAAAACAUGGAGCAAGCAAUUGGGAUAAAAUAGCAGAGUUUAUUCCAACACAUAACAAAGCCCAAUGCAUGCGGCGUUGGAAUACUCAUGUGAAGUAUAGAUCGGAUAACAUCUCCUAUGGUCCUCUUACAGAUAAGGAAAUAUCAUUGCUUGUAGAAGGAGUACAAAUGUUUGAUACCGAUUGGAAUGCUGUACGUAUGACGUAUUUGCCAAACAGAACUACACAACAACUAGCUCAAUGGUGGUAUAGGCAAAAGAAAAAAAAGGAAUAUACGGAUGGUACAAUUGAAAGACAAUAUCAACAGAGACAACCUUGGACGGAAGAAGAGGAUAAUGCGCUCAAAGUAGCAGUAGCCAAAUACGAGAAUGAGCGAGGUAUAGUAUCCUCAUGGGCCAAAGUAGCGAAACUUUUGAAGCAUAGAACACCGAAACAAUGCCAACAGAGAUGGAUCUUCUCAUUGCAUCCUGCUAUUAAAAAAGGCAGGUGGAGCCCCGAGGAAGAAAUGCGACUAUUGGAACUAGUACAAAAGUUCAAAUCUGGAGUUGGAGAGCUUCAGAAUAUAUGGCCCGAAAUUGCUAAAGAACUGAAUAAUGGCCGUACGGAGUGGUCCUGCCGCAUGAAGUUUUAUUAUAUGAAGAAAAAAGGACUUAAUUUUAUGUGAUUUCUCGAAUAAACGAUUGGAAAAUACUAUCUUGCAAAAAUCGUCAUACAGCUUCAUUCAUUGUAACGAAGGGCUACUGUUCCUUUCUUAGCCGUUAAUCGAUGAUUACUCUUUAAGGUUACUGAUUGCCAAUGCAAUGGUAUGACUCCUCUACUGCUCAAUUGUAAGACAAAUUA